CAUCAGACGUGGUCCAGAUUCGGGUUUGGCCCUUUUGACCCCGUGGAGGAGUGCACAGAGUCAUCGGUGUGCUGCUGUGUAAGCAGUGAUAAGGCACUUCUUAAUGUGUUUGCACAGGGGCCGGAGUAAAAAGGGCCUCUGACGCAGAAGGGUCCACAGCCUGCCGCCGCCUUCACAAUGGAGACCCCAACACCAAACACGGCCCCAAAUGUCACGCCACGCCUGGACAUGGCAGGGAGGGAUGAGCCGCCUGAUUGGACGGUGACAGUGUGGGUGUCUGGUUUUAAAAGGCCCGGUGGAUGCGGUGUGACAGCAGAGGAAGCGCGGCGUAAAACACUGUAAAGUGAACACACUCGACAAGCCUUCUCAUCUUAGAGGCGCAUCAGAGCCAAAGAGUGCAACAGAAGACUGAUCUCGUUCAAACCUUCAGGUCACUGAGAUGUUUCAGCUGGGCAUGUUGAAUCUAUUGACCACGGCUGCUCUGCUGACUGUCGCUUCGGUGUUGGAUGCUGCUCCGCUGACGCCUGGAGAUCCAGAUGCUUUUGGAGAACCGGCCGAUGGAGAUCCACAGAGGAAUAUUGAGGGUAAUGCAGCACAAGCGACCAGGAUUUUCGAGAAGCUACUGAAGACCAGAUCAAUGACGACAUUUCCAGACGGAGAUGGAAAAACUGUAGCCAUGAAAGCAUUAGACGAAAUAAUUACAGCGACGAGUACCUUAGACACAGGUGCCAAUAAUCCAUUAAAGACACUGACACUUCAUUCUGAUGGACACGAGGAGAUUGGUGACGGAUCUCUGAGCGGUUCACACGAGCAGCGAGGAGAGAAGAACAGACGGUUCAGUCUGUCAAAGCUGAUGGACUCAAACGAGCUCAGCGACGCUCCGUCAGCCGCUCGAGAGGAGCUGGGGAAGAUGCUGGGUGCACUCCAAGAGCUUCAGCAGUUAAUGAACAGCACACUGAGCCAUCGGAUCACCUUCAUAACCAGAGGAAAUAGUAAUGGACGAAGUACUGGAAAAAAGAACAAAAUGACGGUUACAGAUGGAAACCUGAAAUCCACCACAGCGACCACUUUAGACAGCGCUGGGAUUUCACCGAAGGUCAGCACUGACCAAAUGGAUCCCAAAGCCUUGAAAAAGUCUCUUCCGUCAGCUAAGAAAACCAACAAGCGAGUGUGCUUCUGGAAGUACUGCUCUCAGAACUGAGAAGAGCAGCUGGUUUCACCAAGCAACAAAUCCUGUUCUCAAACAGAGAUGCUCACAGGACCGUUAAUAACACGACUGACCCCUCUGACCUCUGUGACGUGUGUACCUUUGACUUUGUGCACGAAAUGCUCUUAACCUUCCGUCUACAACAACCUUCUUCGUUGUUGCAAGCUCCAAUAAAAAUGAAAAAGCAUGCAAAAAAAAUACUGUGAUAAUAAAGAGAACUUUAUUUUUCUACAGAUAUCUCUCUCGGUGAUCAUUGCAGCAUUAGACGUGCGUCACUGUACGAGCGUUUGCACAGGUUCUCCGAGCUCAAACGCAUGUGAAAGACAAGCUGUUGAUAUUACGUCUUUGAGAUGGAUCCGAUCGCUCAAAGAGCUGCUGUUUGCUUGGGUGACGUCCACAGAAUACAAGAGACCCAGCGUAUCAAGAUCUCAUUCUUCACUCGGGGAUAGGAAAUUAAAAACCACGGAGACUUAAUGAUGAAUUCUGAUUAGUUUAAUUAAAGUCUUCUCGUCAGAGCUUCAUAAGGCGUUCAAGCAAGGUUACAGAGUUGCACAAAAAGCGUGUUUUAACAAGUUCUGUGCAUCGGUUAAAACAACAGCAUCAACAACCAUCAAAUAUAAAGGAAGAAGCCGUUUCAUCCUAAACUUGGAAUUACAAUCAAUAAUGUGAUUGGUAAACGUGUGCGUAAUAGCCUCAUGUGAUGAUACGAAAGGAGAGUUUCAUUAAACCUAUAUGGUGAUAUUGUAAAAGGAACAUAUAAAAUGCAAAUAGAAAAUAUGUGAAAAAAUACUGGC
Carassius auratus (goldfish) is the source of this 2001-nucleotide messenger RNA. RefSeq lists its product as uncharacterized. Gene Ontology annotation, biological process: regulation of blood pressure; blood vessel diameter maintenance. The coding region runs from base 440 to 1201 and encodes 253 amino acids. The record is from RefSeq and is a predicted model, not a curated record. Gene Ontology annotation, cellular component: extracellular region. The transcript has 5 exons. Gene Ontology annotation, molecular function: hormone activity. Lineage: Eukaryota; Metazoa; Chordata; Actinopteri; Cypriniformes; Cyprinidae.